CCGGCGUGCCUUUACCUCCUCUUGCGCUCUCAUGUUAAUGGCGGGUGGCGUCUGCUGAGGAGAACGCGAAUAACCGCUCCCGGCACAGGGAAAGUCUCCCUGCCUGCCCCAUUUCCUCUCGCCGCCAGUAUUCGAGCUAGUCAGCAUGUCCGUGGUGCCGCCCAAUCGCUCACAAACCGGCUGGCCCCGAGGGGUCAACCAGUUCGGCAACAAGUACAUCCAGCAGACGAAGCCCCUCACCCUGGAGCGAACCAUCAAUCUGUACCCUCUUACCAAUUAUACUUUUGGUACAAAAGAGCCCCUCUAUGAGAAGGACAGCUCUGUUGCAGCCAGAUUUCAGCGCAUGAGGGAGGAAUUUGAUAAAAUUGGAAUGAGAAGGACCGUAGAAGGGGUUCUGAUUGUCCAUGAACACCGGCUACCACAUGUGUUACUGCUGCAGCUGGGCACAACUUUCUUCAAAUUACCUGGUGGUGAACUUAACCCUGGAGAAGAUGAAGUUGAAGGACUAAAACGCUUAAUGACAGAGAUACUGGGUCGUCAAGAUGGAGUCCUGCAAGACUGGGUCAUUGAUGACUGCAUUGGUAACUGGUGGAGACCAAAUUUUGAACCUCCUCAGUAUCCGUAUAUUCCUGCACAUAUUACAAAGCCUAAGGAACAUAAGAAGUUAUUUUUGGUUCAACUUCAAGAGAAAGCCUUGUUUGCAGUCCCUAAAAAUUACAAGCUUGUAGCUGCACCAUUGUUUGAAUUAUAUGACAAUGCACCAGGAUAUGGACCCAUCAUUUCCAGUCUCCCUCAGCUUCUGAGCAGGUUCAAUUUUAUAUACAACUGAAUUCCUGCACAGUGGAGAAGUAAAAGAAGCCGUCUCUGUGAGCACAGCUAUAACACAUUGUAGAAUAAACAUGGUAGACAAGGUUUUUUUUGGUUUUGUUUUGUUUUGUUUUUUAUCUCUUCCCCAAUCCCUAAAUUGCUACCUACUUUCUGUUUGAAUAGUAAAGUUAAUAUGAAGAACUAGAUAGUGGUGUAAACAAAUGUGAUAAAGUUUAAUUUACUUUUGGUUCUACUCCUACUUUUUGUACAACAUUAAAGAGUAUGGACUUCUUUCUAUUUGUAUUUUUGUUUUUCACAUUAAACUUGGAAAAUUCUUACA
Prionailurus viverrinus (fishing cat) is the source of this 1147-nucleotide messenger RNA. RefSeq names its product nudix hydrolase 21 (gene NUDT21). Gene Ontology annotation, molecular function: mRNA binding. Gene Ontology annotation, cellular component: mRNA cleavage factor complex. The coding region runs from base 146 to 829 and encodes 227 amino acids. The record is from RefSeq and is a predicted model, not a curated record. The transcript has 7 exons. NCBI's taxonomy places the organism in Eukaryota, Metazoa, Chordata, Mammalia, Carnivora, Felidae.